AUGAAAACCGCUCUUAUCACAGAAUGUUCCUCCGGUCAUUUUGGCUCGAACUGUUCCGAAGUGUGUCACUGUCAUCAAGAAGAGUGUGACCAUGUAAAUGGAAGGUGUGACCACGUUGGAUGUCAGGCGGGCUGGUCGGGUCAGUCCUGUAAUAAACAGUGUGUCAAUACUACGUUUGGACGAGACUGUAAUCAGACCUGUCAUUGUGCUAGCUCUCGUUGUAACAGGACGGAUGGUGUAUGUUCUGUACCAGGAUGUACAGAAGGAUGGAUGGGAAACACAUGCAGUCAAGAGUGUGUCAAUACUACGUUUGGACGAGACUGUAAUCAGACCUGUCAUUGUGCUAGCUCUCGUUGUAACAGGACGGAUGGUGUAUGUUCUGUACCAGGAUGUACAGAAGGAUGGAUGGGAAACACAUGCAGUCAAGGGUGUGUCAAUAAUACGUUUGGACAAGACUGUAACCAGACCUGUCAUUGUGGUAACUCUGACUGUGACGGGGUGAGUGGGGUAUGUACCAUACCUGGAUGUACGGAAGGUUGGAGUGGAGACACAUGUAGUCAAGGGUGUGUCAACAUUACGUUUGGACGAGACUGUAACCAGACGUGCCAUUGUGCUAACCCUGGCUGUGACAGGACAAAUGGGACAUGUAAUAAACCUGGAUGUACCGAAGGUUGGAAUGGAGACACAUGCAGUCAAGCAUUACACCAAAAGUCUUCAGAAAGCUCGCCUGGCAGUAGUGCCCUGGUAGGAGGAAGCGUGGCCGCCGUUGUUGCUGUUUUGAUAGUCAUUUUGAUCGUGGUUGUUUUUGUACGGAAACGCCGAAUACCAAGUAAGGAAAGACCUGUGGGUGACAAUUAUAUCUCAUCGGAUAAUCAUCCAGGCACUAAGGGGGGUGAAAAUGUCUAUGUAAAUAUUGUUACUAAGGACACAAGGAAAAGACCAUUCGAAGUGAAAACACCAAAAGUGAACGAAACUGAUAUUGACGAGGACGAGGUUAUUUAUGCCAAUGACCCAAAUGACGCCGAUGUUCGAGCAGAGACAAAGCUCAUGGUGUCUGACUUCAAGGAAAUUGUUACAACCAAACAUGAAAAUGAUAUGUUCGGAGUGGAAUAUAAGAGCUUACCGCACGGCUUGAAACAUCCACACACUAAUGCAAAGCUGGAACAAAACUUACUACGUAAUAGAUUCAAAACUACAUUUCCAUAUGAUCACUCCAGAGUUGUUCUAAAGAAGGAGAAGAAAGGAAGUACCGACUACAUCAAUGCCAAUUAUAUCGAUGGUGUCCGUAAUCAGAAGAUAUACAUUGCUACACAAGGUCCAAAGACAAUGACACUAGAGGAAUUCUGGCGGAUGGCGUGGCAAAACAACUGUGGAAAAAUUGUGAUGCUGGCAAACCUGGUAGAAGUUGGCAAGGUAAAAUGUACAACCUACUGGACAGGAAGUGAUGGGAAUCCCUUGGAGCUAGGCCUCUUCCAAGUGACACUACAGGAGGAGGUGGCGUACGCCUUCUAUACCACCCGGAAACUCGUAGUGAAAAACAAACAGACAAACAGCACCAGACACAUAUCGCAGUACCACUUCACAAGAUGGCCAGAUCACGGAGUACCGGAACCUUUCGAGCUCCUCCAAUUUUACAAGCGUGUUAGGAGUGGCCAUACCGACCAUAAAGGGCCUUUAAUUGUACACUGCAGCGCUGGUAUUGGACGAACAGGUAGUUUCAUUGGACUAGACGCUUUGUUGCUGGAAGGAAACACCAGCGGAGAAAUUGAUGUUUUUGCCUACACCGAAAAAAUGCGGAAAGACAGAAUGAAUAUGAUUCAGACAGCGGAACAGUAUGCGAUGCUUCAUGAUGUUUUGUUGGAAGGCUUAACAAUCGUGACGUCAAGCAUGUCAAAGACAGACUUCAGUAUGGUCACCAACAACACGGAUGAUGAUAUACCCAUCCAACAGUAUUCAUUGCUGAACUCAGCAAGACCUGCAUAUAGUACCAUUGAGUACAAGACAGCACUUCAGAACAAGCAAAAGAACCGCGAUCAGUCUAUCUUGGCAGUUGAAAAGUACAAGAUCCGCUUAAUGACAACCGCAUCAGGGUAUAUCAACGCCGUCAACAUACCGGGUUAUAGAAUCCCUUACGGAUACAUACUUACCCAGCAUCCUCUCGACAACACCGUCAUUGACUUUCUGUCUUUGAUAGCACAAGAACGAUCGAACACAGUGGUGUCUAUUGGUCUUCUACAGAAUAAUCCAUGUUGGCCUACAAAGCAUGGAUCACAGGCAAAGUUCGGCGACUUCAUCGUUACAAAUGUUCACUGUGAUCAUCAUUCUGUUGGACCCGAACGUGUAGAAGAACGACACCUGACAAUAGUAAACAAAGAAACCGGAACCGACACAAAGAUUUCCCUCUUAGAAACACCUUCGUGGGGCAGUUCAUCGCCGAAUUUCAGCUUUAUGUUGGAACUAAUACAAGUCAUUCAGUCUAGGCGGGGGAUAGAUGCAUCCCCGGUUAUCAUCACAUGCAGUAAUGGCGCUACAGAGAGCGGUCUCUUAUGUGGCCUUUGUAACGUGAUGGAACGCUUGGAGGUCGAUGGUGACGUAGACAUCAUGGCGGCGGCCAGACAGCUUCAGAUUCGGAGACCGCAGUGUUUCCCGAACAAGGACCAGAUCGUCUUUUGCUAUACGUUAGUGAAGGAACAUCUGGAGGCGAGCACGGUGUAUGCGAAUGUUUAAGGUUUAAAACAAACAAUGGAAACGUGUCAAUUUUAGACAAAUUAAGAAAACUCCAAUAUAAUUCCAGUUUAAUCGUAAACGAGGAUAAACAGAAUGUGGCUAGCAUCUGGUGCAUGCGCAUUUAUCUUGAUUAUAUGCAGACGACUGGCAACAUUUGGUAAGGAAACAUCGCACACAUCUCUCAUAAUGGUGACUUAAAACUGUACACCAAACUGAAAGAGUAUUGACAUUAUUUUGUUCAUAGUCCGGGUAUUUGACUAUGUUGUCUUUGAUAAUUUCCUCAAGAAAAGGGUUUUCCGCUGCAGGUACAACGUUUUUUCACAGAAUGCAAACCACAUUGACACCUUUGUAGUUCUGUUUAGUAUUUUUUAACUCAAAUUAGGUACGUAAAGCAAACAUUAGCACAUAGCAUAAUAUAAAAUAGUUUUACACGCUUGUUUUAAUUAAAAAAAAUCAUAGUUUUAAGAACAUUUCCUGAUGAAGGAUUUAUUCAUUUGUCGUUAUGACUAGGUUUUGUGACGUCAACGUAAGUAAACUGAUGUCGAUUUGAAAUCAUGACAGCGGUAUUAAAUGCAUUAUUAAACAUUGUUUAGAAAUGAAUUCGAUUGUGGAAACAUUGAAAUAAGUCUAUUUGCUUCAAUAGAUUACCUCGAUGAAAACACAAAUCAAUUGGAUACGUGUUUUAAUUACAUUUUUAUGUAAAAAAAUACCAGUUUGGUAAAAAUAUCUAUUUUAUUUGACCAAUCAAAAUGGUGUUUUCCAUUUAUCGCAGAAGAUUCUCUGUUCAGCUGCAAAUGAAGCGAUAGUAUAUUAUGUGGUUGUUUUUGUACAUCAUUGGUUUAUAUACAAAUUUUAAGCUUAUAACUCAGCACAUUUUUUUUAGCAAUAUUUGCGUCGUUCUACUAAUACAAAAACAGAUUUGUUUGUUUUCCCGUUAAAUUGCAAAUGUAUUUUUCUCGUAUGGCACAAUAAACGAAUGGUUUGCUGUCGGUAUUCUGCCAUACUCGUAAAAUGUAUAUGGUAUUCAAGGGAAAACCAUUUAACAUCCUCUAUUGAUGUGUACAAUUAUGUAAGUAUUUGAUAUAUCUUUUAAGUUUAUCAAUGAUAAAUCUUAAAAAAAUAAAAACUUCUUUUUAGUCACCGCAUACAUUCAGUUAAGUAAACAUGAAAGCUGAUACAUUAACGCGGGAUGUAUUUCUAAGAAAUAAACAUG
Molecule: messenger RNA, 3940 nt
Organism: Mizuhopecten yessoensis (Yesso scallop)
Lineage: Eukaryota; Metazoa; Mollusca; Bivalvia; Pectinida; Pectinidae
Product: receptor-type tyrosine-protein phosphatase alpha-like
Exons: 23
Coding region: 1-2727 (908 amino acids)
Biological process (GO): protein dephosphorylation
Molecular function (GO): protein tyrosine phosphatase activity
Source: RefSeq, a predicted model, not a curated record